Messenger RNA from Momordica charantia (bitter melon), 2189 nucleotides. The record is from RefSeq and is a predicted model, not a curated record. Lineage: Eukaryota; Viridiplantae; Streptophyta; Magnoliopsida; Cucurbitales; Cucurbitaceae.
GGUGGACAAGAACGCUGACGGUCGCAUUACAGGAAAAGAAGUCAAAGAGAUUAUUGCAUUGAGUGCUUCAGCUAAUAAGCUAUCAAAAAUCCAAGACGAUGCUGAAGAAUAUGCUGCUCUAAUUAUGGAAGAGUUAGACCCAGAUAAUCUUGGAUAUAUCGAGUUAUACAACUUGGAAAUGCUACUUCUGCAAGCUCCAAGCCAGGCGUCAGCGGCGAACAGGGUGACGGACAGCCGCGUGCUGAGCCAACUGCUGAGCCAGAAGCUGGUCCCGACCAAGGAAUACAACCCCGUAAAGCGCACCUACCGCUCCCUCCGCUACUUCGUGGAGGACAAUUGGAAGCGAAUCUGGGUCUUCUCCCUAUGGCUCGCCAUCUGCGCCGCUCUCUUCACCUGGAAAUUCAUCCAGUACCGCCACCGCGCCGUCUUUCAUGUCAUGGGCUACUGCGUCACCACGGCCAAAGGCGCCGCCGAGACGCUCAAGUUCAAUAUGGCCAUUAUUCUUCUCCCUGUUUGUAGGAAUACCAUCACUUGGCUCCGGAGUAAGACCCGGCUUGGCGCUGUUGUCCCUUUUGAUGACAAUGUCAACUUCCAUAAGGUAAUUGCUGUUGGCAUAGCCAUUGGGGUCCUUUUACAUGCUGGAGCACAUCUUACCUGUGACUUUCCAAAGCUACUCCACGCAACUGAUGCCGAAUACGAACCGAUGAAGCCGUUUUUCGGCAAAGAGCGGCCGAACAACUACUGGUGGUUCGUGAAGGGGACGGAAGGGUGGACUGGGGUGGUGAUGGUGGUGCUGAUGGCUAUAGCAUUCACCUUGGCUCAGCCAUGGUUCCGUCGCAACCGCCUAAACCUCCCGAAAACCAUAAAGAGACUCACAGGCUUCAAUGCCUUCUGGUACUCUCACCAUCUCUUUGUCAUUGUCUAUGUCCUCUUCAUCAUCCAUGGUUACUACCUCUUCCUCACCAAGGAAUGGUACAAAAAGACGACAUGGAUGUAUCUAGCUGUCCCAGUUCUGCUAUACGCGUGUGAAAGAUUGAUCCGUGCAUUCCGGUCGGGCUAUAAAACAGUGAGGAUCCUAAAGGUUGCUGUUUAUCCUGGAAAUGUUCUGGCGUUGCAAAUGUCAAAGCCUCAAGGAUUCAAAUACACGAGUGGGCAGUACAUUUAUGUGAACUGUUCUGCCAUCUCCCCCUUCCAAUGGCACCCAUUUUCAAUAACCUCUGCUCCUGGGGAUGAUUACUUGAGCAUUCACAUCCGUACUGUGGGAGACUGGACUUCUCAACUCAAGACCAUUUUCUCUAAGAUAUGUCAGCCUCCAUCUGUUAAUCAAAGUGGUCUUUUGAGGGCUGAUAUUGGCCAAAGCAACAACAAAAUCAGGUUGCCAAGGCUCUUAAUAGACGGACCAUAUGGAGCUCCAGCACAAGACUACAAAGAAUACGACGUUCUUCUUCUUGUGGGGCUGGGAAUCGGCGCAACUCCGCUGAUCAGCAUCGUCAAGGAUGUACUGAACAACAUAAAGGAGCAGAAAGACAUUGAAAAUGGCGUUGCCGAGAAGCAGCCAAAACCUUUUGUCACCAAGCGAGCUUACUUCUACUGGGUCACCAGAGAGCAGGGCUCAUUUGAAUGGUUUAGAGGUGUCAUGGACGAAGUUGCCGAGAACGACGGAGACAAAGUGAUCGAGCUGCACAACUACUGCACCAGCGUUUACGAAGAGGGCGAUGCUCGGUCUGCCCUCAUUACCAUGCUCCAAGAUCUCAACCAUGCCAAGAAUGGUGUCGAUAUCGUGUCCGGGACGAGGGUGAAGACGCAUUUUGCUAGACCCAACUGGCGUAAUGUUCUCAAGCAUGUUGCUGUUAAUCACCCUGAUCAACGAGUUGGGGUGUUUUACUGUGGAGCACAAGGACUUGUAGGAGAACUAAGGAGGUUGUCACAAGACUUUUCAAGGAGAACAACCACCAAAUUUGAUUUCCACAAGGAGAAUUUUUAGAUUAUAAUUUGAUUAAUUUUUUUAAAAUUUUGAUAUUUUUAAGAAAUUGUAAUAUAAAGUGUAAUCCCCUUGUUAUUGGGUAUAUACCUACCUUUAUAUGUUUGUUUGAUAGCUCUAUUCAAAAUUUUCAUGAUCCCAGUAUUAUAGGUAAAUGUACUGAAUAUUAAUACAGAUCUUGGUUGAAUAAGAUUUCAUAUUUAAUCCA